AUGGCGGACGGCGGCAUCUGGCCGGGGCUGUAUCGCUGGUCAAUCGAGUACCACGAUGGAACUGUCCCACAUGGCCUGUCUCAGGAGGACCGUGAUUUCCUUCAAAACGCGAUUCGGGAGGCGUUGAGCAAACAAGAAAACCCUGCGAAAGUCCUGCAGGAACAAGUCGCGAUCCUCGACCGGUUCGAGAACGGAAGCCCCGACGUCGCUCCGCGAGAUCUCCUCGCUGCGCUCUCUGUCGUGCAGCGCCUCGUGGAUGACUACCCUGAAAUCGCGCGAGACUUUGAAAAGCUGGGAGCGAUUCCGUCCUUUCUUCGUCUGCUCACGACAUGCUCCGCGGCGGCUCAGGCGCACGAAGGCGCGCAGGCGGCAGCGGGGAGAGAGAGUGAGACCUCUCGCGACUCUGCGCUGGCGAGCAAAACAGUAAAAACGGCACUUGCGAUCCUCUCUCUCGUACUCGCAAACAACCCGCACGUCCAAGACGCGGUUUACAAGCAACAGGGCGUGGCGCUUCUGAUGAACUUGGUGAAGGAAGCGCCGCCGAAUUCUUCGCUUCGUGUGAAGGCGCUCACAGCGCUCGCGUGUCAGCUGCGGCAUCACCGCGCCUCUGAGGUCGCCUUCGUCAACGCGGGCGGGGCAGCUCUCCUCGUACACGCGAUGCACUCGACAAACGAGAAGUAUCAGGAGAAGGCGGCCUCGCUGAUGAGGCAUCUGCUGCUGGAGGGGCUGAUGCCUUACGAACACGUGCAGCGCUUCGACUUUGCCAGCGCACUCGGCGCGCUUCUCGACAAAUCCGGAUUCGAAAAUAUUCAGUUUGGCGAAACGAUCAUCCAGCUGGCGAUCGCGCUUCUGCAGCAACACCGAGUCGCGAUGGCCAAGGCGCCCGUGCUGGCGGGCCUCCGCGAGGCGCUCCUCGCGCGCCGCCAACGGCUGACUCAGACGCUCACUGAGCUUAAGGGAAGAGAAGCGGGGAGAGAAGACCUCACGCUUGUUGCCGAUGACUUCACCACGCAGCUCGCCCUCCUCGACGAGGCUAUCUCCAUUGCAAAGUUCCCAGGCAUGAAGCCCGUGGAGGCGGCGGCCGACUCGGCAGCUCGUCGGGGGGGUCAGGCGCCCCAGCACUCGAAGAUGCUUGCGAUGUAA
Molecule: messenger RNA, 1143 nt
Organism: Besnoitia besnoiti
Lineage: Eukaryota; Apicomplexa; Conoidasida; Eucoccidiorida; Sarcocystidae
Exons: 9
Coding region: 1-1143 (380 amino acids)
Source: RefSeq, a predicted model, not a curated record